UUGGCGUUAAAUCAAAGUCGAUAUUUUUCAAACUGACCAAAACGCCGAUUUAAAAAAAAUGUCUGCGACAAACGUUCAAGAAAAUAAUGACGAACGCGAAAUCGAAAACGUGAUGGAGGAUCUAUUAACAACAGUUGACGAAGUGGAAGAACAACAAGACGCAAUCGAAAAGUAUCUGGAGAAUGUUGAUGAAGACGAAGAGAACGAACAAUUGAUCGAUUAUCACGAACAGGUGUUACGGUAUCUGAAGGAUCAAGAGUUCUACGUUCCUGAAGAAGAUGUAGAGGUUAGGGACUUCCCAGAAAUGGAGCCACAGGAAGUGAUACAAGGGGCAGCAAAACAUGUUCUUAUGCAACUUUUGACCGAUGUCGACAACAUAACGGCUUUCAAAGAGGCCUAUUCCAAAAAGAAGGAACUCAGCAACCAGUACCAACUGUUCGAUUUGACCCAGUUGAUUCCGAACUUUCACAUCAAUGAUAAAGUGGUGGAUAUGUUGUCUUUUAGAGAGACUCUCAUGAUUAGUAAGGUAGACAAUAAAGGUCAAGUGGAGCCUGUAGGUGGACUUUGUCUCGAUGUCCAAACUGCGCUAGGCGCCAAAUGGGACAAGCCUAGGAAAGUACCUGAUUUCACGAAGGCUCUCAUGGAUGCCUGCGUCGACAUCAAAAAAAGGUAUUCAGAAGAAUCCAAAGAACAAACGAGAAAAGAUCUAGAAGAAUACGCCAAGUUUCUGGAUGAAGAAAUGAGAAAACACCAGAAGAAAUUUCUGGUGCAUAUGUCCACGCAAUUCAACGUGGAUGGAAAAAACGCAGGUUCAAGACUGACAUCUUGGGUGGACAGAAAUUUACAUACGCUGGAAGAAAAAAGAACAGAGUAUAUAAUAGCUCAAGGCAAGGAAGAGAACAUUUUGGACCAGAAACAACUCUACAUAUACAUCGGCAAGAAACACUACGAUGUUAGGGUACAACCGGCAAAAGACUACUGCAAAAAAUACUGCUACAGUUUCCGAAGGGCGCGAGAUUUCCUAUCAGAGGGUGCCAAUUUCAUUCUGAUGAGGUACCUGGCCAUAGUUAAAUUCAUCGGUCAAUUUGAACUAUCUUCAAUACACAUCGAAGGCGGAUUGUGCAGAAAUAUUUACCAAUGCGACGGUCCGCUAGGUGGGUACAUAAACAACGAGAAGAUGGACCUGUACAAAGUCUACAGGACAAUUGUGGAAGAAUGCGGCAUCAUCCAUAGAUCUUGCACUAUACUCUCCUUGGACGGCAGAAUCAUGAAGCACGAUUGGGAAAAAUGCGACUAUGUGCUCCAGAUUAACCCAAUCGUGUCACCGGCGCAGAAAAAAAGAGCGACGAUGAUCCUCCACUUUGACGAAGCUUGGAAGCACGACCUCCAAUUGUUCUCUAAAUAUCUGGAUAAGAAGUCAGCAGCUUCCUUCCAUAUGAAGUCUUACCUUUACGACCACAAGGAAAUCGGAAGCCUGAUUAACGAUUAUGUUCAGAACAUACUCCAAAUCAAACCGGAGAACAUAAUACAAUUUACCAAACAUUUCUUCUUGAGCUAUGCCCCUUACCUGCUUCCAAGGGCGGAAUAUUUCGAACAAGACGUUAACAAAUGCUUUUACGGAGAAGAUGUAGAAGGCAAUGAUAUUUGAAUUGUCCCAUCUUGUACUUGAGAAUAAACGUAAUGUAAAUGUUA
This is a messenger RNA of Coccinella septempunctata (seven-spotted ladybird), 1692 nucleotides long. Its product is annotated as ciliogenesis-associated TTC17-interacting protein. The transcript is spliced from 7 exons. The record is from RefSeq and is a predicted model, not a curated record. Lineage: Eukaryota; Metazoa; Arthropoda; Insecta; Coleoptera; Coccinellidae. Bases 59 to 1648 code for a protein of 529 amino acids.